This is a messenger RNA of Euleptes europaea (tarantolino), 2420 nucleotides long. RefSeq names its product dual specificity protein kinase CLK2. The transcript has 20 exons. Gene Ontology annotation, molecular function: ATP binding; protein tyrosine kinase activity. NCBI's taxonomy places the organism in Eukaryota, Metazoa, Chordata, Lepidosauria, Squamata, Sphaerodactylidae. Gene Ontology annotation, cellular component: membrane; nucleus. Gene Ontology annotation, biological process: regulation of RNA splicing; protein transport; protein phosphorylation. The coding region runs from base 83 to 2392 and encodes 769 amino acids. The record is from RefSeq and is a predicted model, not a curated record.
AGAAGACGGAGGCGGUGGAGGAGGGGCGGCCGCCACGACGGACUUCCUGUGGGACAAGCGCACCGGGCUGGCGGCCAAGAGGAUGCCUCACUCCAGAAGGUGCCGCUCUUCGGAACGCAGCAGCCGGGGCAGCUACCACGAACGCUACAGAAGUCGCAAGCACAAGAGGAGGCGGAGUCGCUCGCGGUCGAGCAGCAGUGACCGGCAACACCGAAGGGAAGACAGCUACCACGUCCGGUCCCGGAGCUACGAUGACCAUUCGUCCGACCGCCGCACCUACGACCGGCGGUACUGCGAUGGCUACCGGCGAGAUGGCUACAGCCGCGAGCGGGGCGAAGCCUACUACGAGGCCGAGUACCACCACUCCUACGAGUACCAGCGCUCCCGGGACAGGGACUGCAGCUACCGCAGCUGCAAGAGCAGCCGGCGAAAGCGCCGGCGGGGGCGCCACCGCAGCCGCUCCUUCAGCCGCUCUUCAUCGCGGAGUCAGCAGAGCAGCCGGAGGGCCAAGAGCGUGGAAGACGACGACGAAGGCCACCUCGUCUAUCGCAUCGGCGACUGGCUCCAAGAAAGAUAUGAGAUCAUCAGCACCCUUGGAGAGGGCACAUUUGGCAGAGUGGUACAGUGUAUUGAUCACCGCAGGGGUAACACCCGUGUGGCUUUAAAAAUAAUCAAAAAUGUGGAAAAGUACAAAGAGGCCGCUCGGUUGGAGAUCAACGUGCUGGAGAAAAUUAACGAGAAGGAUCCAGACAACACAAACCUGUGCGUGCAGAUGUACGACUGGUUCGACUACCACGGGCACAUGUGCCUAUCCUUCGAGCUCCUGGGUCUCAGCACCUUUGACUUCCUGAAAGAUAACAACUACCUGCCUUAUCCCCUACACCAAAUCCGGCACAUGGCCUACCAGGUGUGCCAGGCAGUGAAAUUUCUCCAUGAAAACAAACUCACGCAUACAGACCUCAAGCCCGAAAACAUCCUCUUUGUCAACUCGGAUUACGAGAUGACCUACAACCUGGAAAAGAAGCGAGACGAGCGAUGUGUCAAGAACACGUCCGUCCGGGUGGUCGAUUUUGGCAGCGCCACCUUUGACCAUGAGCACCACAGCACGAUCGUCUCCACGCGGCACUACCGGGCGCCUGAGGUUAUCCUAGAGCUCGGCUGGGCCCAGCCAUGUGACGUCUGGAGCAUCGGCUGUAUUAUUUUCGAGUAUUACAUGGGCUUCACGUUGUUUCAGACUCACGAUAACCGCGAGCACCUAGCCAUGAUGGAGCGAAUCCUGGGACCCAUCCCGUCCCGCAUGACCCGGAAGACCAGGCGACAGAAAUAUUUCUAUCAUGGUCGGCUGGACUGGGACGAAAACACCUCUGCUGGGCGCUACGUACGGGAAAACUGCAAGCCCCUUCGGGACCCUGCCAUCACCCAGCACAGGCCGACCUCAGAGUACGCCACCCUGGAUGUCUACAAUCCCUUUGAAAACCCGGGGCAGCGUCCUCCCCCUCCGUAUGAGCCCCGGCCCUCAGGUCUGCCCGCCCAGCCAGCUCCUGCCCCACAACCCCCCAGGAAGACCAGCCCCACAGAGCCCAAGAAUUAUGGCUCCUACGGAACUCAGGAGUCGGCCGCGGCAGCCACCGCCGAACUGCUGAAACGCCAGGAGGAACUGAACCGCAAAGCCGAGGAGCUGGACCGGCGGGAGCGCGAGCUGCAGAACGCCGCUGCUGGUGGUGCGGGUACGGCACCAAGACAGAACAACUGGCCCCCGUUGCCCUCCUUCUGCCCCGUGAAGCCCUGCUUCUACCAGGAUAUUUCGGUGGAGAUUCCCAUGGAGUCUCAGAAAACCGUCACCACCAUGUACUACCUCUGGAUGGCCAGCAUCGUGACCCUCUUCUUCAACUUCCUGGCUUCCUUGGCCUGGUUCUGCGUGAACAGUGGGGGCGGCUCGGGCUUCGGCCUCUCCAUCCUCUGGGCCUUGCUCUUCACGCCCUGCUCCUUUUUGUGCUGGUAUCGGCCCAUGUACAAGGCCUUCAGGAGCGACAGUUCUUUCAACUUCUUCGUCUUCUUCUUCAUCUUCUUCGCGCAGGACGUGGUGUAUGUCCUCCAGUGCAUCGGCAUCCCGGGCUGGGGGUUCAGUGGCUGGAUUGUGAGUCUCUCGGCACUGAAGGAGAAUACUGCCGUGGCCGUUCUCAUGAUGCUGGUUGCCACUCUCUUCACAGCCGUGGCGGUCCUAGGCGUCGUCAUGCUGAAGCGGAUCCACUCCCUCUACCGCCGCACCGGGGCCAGCUUCCAGAAGGCGCAAGAGGAGUUUGCAGCCGGCGUUUUCUCCAACCCGACAGUGCGCACGGCGGCCGCCAACGCGGCCACUGGGGCGGCCACCAGCGCCUUCCGAGCCCCGUAGAAGUCGGGGGCAGAAAUCAGCCUGCCGC